AUGAGUUCAGCCCAUGAAGGAGAACUUCAUGAUAACCCAAUAAGCAAACUGACACAAAACAUAAGGGAAACAACUACUCAAAGCAGUGACAAUGAUAAGGACCGUGUCAGUGACCAUCCAGAUAUUAAUGCUGAAGAUAAGAAUACCAAUAAUAAAGAUACCCAAGAACAUAGUCAGCAGACAAGGGACUCCCAGCCUCAACAAACUACAUAUCUGAACCCCAAUUCCUUUUACCCCACUACUGUCCCUCCCUUUGAGCUUGAAUCUCAAUUAGAGAAGGCUAAGUUAAAGGACUCUAGCAAAUAUGAUAAUGUCACUACCAAUUACCCUUCCAUUUAUCACGAUUAUGAAUUUAAAGACCAGUUUUUAGUUACCCAUGAUAGUAAAUGGGGCCAAUUUGUUAAUAAUGUAGGUUCCAAUCCAACAUAUGUUCAUCAACAGCGAUAUAACGUAUUAGAUGUAGAAUCAUCUAGUUCAAAAUCUAAUUAUAAUGAAAAGGAGUCUAACACAGAGGAAGAAUUAGAAAGAUUGAGAGUGAGGAAAGAAGUGUUUCAAAACUUAAAUUCAGGUUGGGGUGGAGAACAACGCUUGAAUGCUCUUUACAACUUACCAGUUGAAGAAGAUUAUGAAUUUAAGGAUCAAAAUGAUAGGAAUGAGUGGGUACAAUACAUAUCCAAAAUGAAAAAAUUAUAUUAUGGACCACAAUCGAAGGAUAUGAAUUCUGACAUGGAGAUUUUAUCAACAACUUCACAGACAGCGGGCAAUCGUGAUGUCCAUCAUCAAGCUUGGCUAGAUGAACUUGAGCGGGAAAAGAAGAAAUGGCGUCAAUUAAGACAACGGAAACUACAACAAUGGAAACCUGGUUUCUUCCAACUUUUGUUUGCCAAUCAAUACUUACCACUAAGUUUUAGAAUAAUUAUUGGAAUUUUGUGUUGUGUUUCUCUUGGUCUAGCAACAAGAAUCUUUCAAAAUUCAGAGUCUCAUAGCAUCAGCCAAGUACAUGGAACAGUAUCUCAACAACCGAGUACUAUUAUGGCAAUUUGUGUAAACGCUAUUGCCAUCUUAUACAUCAUCUACAUUGCUAUCGAUGAAUUUACUGGCAAACCAUUGGGAUUGAGAGAUCCACUGGAUAAAAUGAAACUGAUCUUAUUAGAUUUGCUGUUUAUUAUUUUUUCUAGUGCAAAUUUGGCCCUAGCAUUCAAUACGAGGUUUGACAAGGAAUGGGUUUGUACAGGUAGCUCCAGAGACUCCGAUCAAUACCCUAAGAUUGCAUAUAUCUGCAGGAAGCAAGAAGCAUUAUCAGCAUUUUUAUUUGUAGCAUUAUUCAUGUGGGUCUUCACGUUUACAAUAAGUAUAAUAAGGGUUGUCGAAAAGGUAUCGUCAACAAACGCGAGAAAUUAA
Molecule: messenger RNA, 1401 nt
Organism: Naumovozyma castellii
Lineage: Eukaryota; Fungi; Ascomycota; Saccharomycetes; Saccharomycetales; Saccharomycetaceae
Gene: SRF1
Product: phospholipase D regulator
Exons: 1
Coding region: 1-1401 (466 amino acids)
Source: RefSeq, a predicted model, not a curated record